UUAGCAACAAACCCAGCUGCUUGACAGUAAGACCAUGCUACAUGCAUAGCGGGGGAGUUCGAGACUAUGUUGUGCGCAUCGCCACUCGUUUUGUCAUUCAGCACAUCCCUAAACGUUGGCCAACGAAGAUAAUCUCCGGUGAAAACCUCGGAAUCGCACGGAGGCAGCCGACAGCCAGAGGACAUGUAGGUCUGAGUAGGAACAGCUUGAACUUGGGGAGCUUGGGCUAUCAUAUCCGCAAUCUGAGCACCACAUCAUUCGUAAACGGAAUAGCAAUAGCUGUAUUUAGCUCGGAGAAUCGGCAAGCUAUCAGCUGCACUUUUUCCGACUUUUGCCAUGCACCCGGUACGUUCGUCGUACUCUGCCUUGAUGCGGUCCCAUAACGCGCGGAUUUCUUCGCGGCGAAUGCUUAACAUCGAUAGAGUUGGAGGGACCGGCGAAGGAGUGUUUGUUCUGGUUUCAAGUUCACUCAGUCAAUCCGAGACCUCAAUGAAUUGGCUCGGAUAAAUUUGGUAAGCUGUUACCCUUUUCCGGGGCGACGAAGAAUUAGUGCUUAGUUCGGGUGUGGGCGGAUCUACGGAGAUGCCUGGGACUACUGCAGGUGGGAUAAACAAAUUGUUGUCCAAGGGACAUACCAAAAAAUGGAACUCUUUUGGGUCAGAAUAUACCUGCUUGUGUUUCCGUCGAAAAAGGGAAACCUGUCCCUGGUCGACAAGAGAAAUGUCGUGGAUUGGUACAAAAAGGAAUUGGAGCACGGACCAACCUAGUUACUUUGCGGAAUUAAACCCAAUAAUACG
Molecule: messenger RNA, 797 nt
Organism: Drosophila suzukii
Lineage: Eukaryota; Metazoa; Arthropoda; Insecta; Diptera; Drosophilidae
Source: RefSeq, a predicted model, not a curated record